This is a messenger RNA of Abrus precatorius (Indian licorice), 1612 nucleotides long. RefSeq names its product O-glucosyltransferase rumi homolog. The coding region runs from base 15 to 1562 and encodes 515 amino acids. NCBI's taxonomy places the organism in Eukaryota, Viridiplantae, Streptophyta, Magnoliopsida, Fabales, Fabaceae. The transcript is spliced from 6 exons. The record is from RefSeq and is a predicted model, not a curated record.
ACACAACAGCAUCCAUGCAGAAAUUCAUAUCUCAAACAUUCAAGAAACUGCUGGCGGGUCCUUCUCUUUUCAAAAAGGGUCCAGUUGCGGCUUACACUUCUCUGCUCUUUCUUCUUAUCCUGCUCACCGCUGCCUUCGUCUCUUCCUUCUGGUCUACGCUUCCUACAGCUAACACAGCGGCAAGCACAAUUGCCAACAAAAUCUUAGGGGGGACUGAUUCUGCAAAGAUAAAAAGGUUCGAGCAAGCGACAUUAAAUUGUAGCAUUGAGAAUAACGGAACAUGCCCAAGUAAUUAUUACCCAACGACAAGGUUUGAAAUGGAAGAGGAGGGAGGCGUGUGUCCGGAGUACUUCCGGUGGAUCCACGAGGAUCUGAGGGCGUGGAAGGAGAAGGGGAUAAGCAGAGAGAUGGUGGAGAUAGCGAAGAAGACGGCACAUUUUCGAUUGGUGGUGAAGAAGGGUAGAGCGUACGUGGAGAAGUAUAAGAAAUCGAUACAGACACGUGACGAAUUUACGAUAUGGGGCAUUCUGCAACUUCUGAGGAGGUAUCCUGGGAGGGUGGCAGACUUGGAGCUAAUGUUUGAUUGCGAUGACUUGCCUGUGAUCCAUGCCCGCGACCACCAUGGCCCCAAUAUCACGGCCCCACCACCUCUCUUUCGCUAUUGUGGUGACCGCUGGACUGAGGACAUCGUCUUCCCUGAUUGGUCCUUCUGGGGUUGGGCCGAGAUUAAUAUAAGGCCUUGGGAACAUUUGCUGAAGGAGAUAGAAGAGGGCAAUAAAAGGAUUGAAUGGGACAACAGAGAACCAUAUGCCUAUUGGAAGGGAAACCCUUUUGUUGCUGAAACUAGGCAAGAUCUUCUCAAAUGUAAUCUUUCAAGCGAACAAGAUUGGAAUGCUCGUUUAUUUGUGCAGGAUUGGAUUCUAGAGUCCCAACAAGGAUUCAAUCAGUCAAACUUGGCAAACCAAUGCACGUAUAGAUACAAGAUUUAUAUUGAAGGAUAUGCAUGGUCUGUGAGUGAGAAAUACAUUCUAGCCUGUGACUCAGUUACUCUAUUGGUGAAGCCUCGUUUCUAUGAUUUCUUCAUAAGAAGCUUACAGCCAACGCAGCAUUACUGGCCUAUACGGGACAAUAACAAAUGCAAAUCCAUCAAACAUGCAGUUGAUUGGGGCAACAAUCACAAGCAAGAAGCACAAAAAAUUGGUAAAGCGGCGAGCAAAUUCAUUCAGGAAGAGCUAAAGAUGGAUUACGUGUAUGACUACAUGUUCCAUCUGCUAAAUGAAUAUGCGAAGUUGCUCAAGUUUGAGCCAAUAGUGCCAGAAGGGGCUGUGGAACUCUGCGCGGAGGCCAUGGCUUGUCCAAGAAGUGGGUUUGAGAAUAAGUUUAUGAAUGAAUCAAUGGUUACGGAACCGUCAACAAAAGCCCCGUGCUCUUUGCCUCCUCCGUUGGAUCCCACAUCGCUCAGGAUUUUUAAUGGCAACAAACUCAAUUUAAUCAGGCGAGUUGAGACGAUGGAAGAUAAUUACUGGAAAAACGCCACUGAGCAAUUGCACACACAAACUUGAUUUAAUUUAAUCCCAAUAAUUAGCUGUAGAAAUUAUAAUUUACACUAGGC